Molecule: messenger RNA, 23151 nt
Organism: Xyrichtys novacula (pearly razorfish)
Lineage: Eukaryota; Metazoa; Chordata; Actinopteri; Labriformes; Labridae
Source: the annotation of a GenBank genome assembly
GUACACCUGACUUGCAGACCGUUGAUCGACAGAAAAGCGAAGAAGAAGAAAACCGUCGCUCCGCUGACGAACCACUACAGCGUGUCAAGAUUUGGCAGAAACCAGUCUGUCAGCUGGCGGAACAGUAUAUGUAUGGCAGAUAUUUUCCCUCCUAGUGGACAGUGACCCGGAGCUGAAGCGUGUAUAGUUAGAAGUUUUACCCAAUCACGGUUUAAAGGUAAAUUCAUACAGGCUAGCUGAGCCGAUGUGUGGAUAAACUGGGACUAUGGUGCCACGUUGGGCUCUGGGUCCUCUUUUUUCCCCGCAAUGGUUUGCUUUUACUGACAAAGAAGAAAUAUUCACCAUCAGUUUUAUACUUUCUCUUUCUUCAGCCCCUGUUCGAGGAGGUAACAGCAUGGGUCGUGGAUACAUUGUAGAAGACGCAGUGGAGGGAUACUUGUCCGAACUAUGUGGUCAAAAUGCAUGUCCAGUCUCAGGUCUGCUCAUCGGACAGGUAAACCUUUACCUUUUAAUCCUAUUUUAUCAGCUAAUUGCCUGCGUUGAGUACAUGACAGCAAACUGGUAAGUCAGAUUUUCGUAACGUCUUACCAACGGCCAUACUGUUAUUGAAGAGGUUAUGACUUUUUACACAAUUUACUAUCUGACUUUUCUUUGUAAUUAACUUGAAUUUAAUUUAAUUUUAUCAUUCAUCUGAUAUUUUUCACUCAUUUGAUGUCCUCAUGGGUAACUCCUUACUUAAACUCUGAUUUUGGAGCAAUCAAGCUACAGAAUUGUAAAAUAGAUUAAAUUAUCUCCUUUUGUAUUAGUCUAUCUUUAUAUACCAUGAAAUUUAGUAUCAUGUGAAAAUGUGGUAAAUAUUGAUUAAGAAAGCGAUGGUCAAUGAUUUAUCCUUGAAACUGAUUUUAGAGCUCAGUCCAAAGGAAUUUUGUCGUCAUGGCAAUUCGAACACCUGAAAAGGAGGAGUCAACUGCAGCACACAGAAACUCUUUGGACAAGGAGUGGGUGACUGAGCAUGCUCGACAGGUAAGCAAAAUCUAAUACAGAUUGAGGUGGUCCUAAACUGUAGUAGAGGGCUGUAAAAAAUGAGUCAUACAUAAAAACUUAACACAGCAAUGACAAAAGGAUUUUACAGCUUUUGCAGCAGCUAAACUUGUGCAAAUGAGAUAAAAAAAGAUACCCUUUAAUUUAGAGUACACACCAAGGAAUAAAUGCUCUUAACAAAUAGCAUCUGUGUGUACCUGUCCUGUUUACAAAAAAUUAAAAGAGCAAUUAUGCUUAAAGUUGGGGUGGAGUUGGCCAUUUCUUUGAAAAUAAACCAGCAAAAAACAUAAAUUAAAAAUAACUACAACAAAACAACAUAUACUGUUAGUUGACAACAUAGCAAACAGCAAAUUCAGUACAUUUCAUUACAUAGUAUUCACUCUUUACUUAAAGAUCUUUCUGACACAACAGCAUUUUCAGUGUAAUAUGCGACUGUUCAAAUAGCAAAUUAUGCAGAAAUUUGGUGCUAGUUUAGAGCUGUUAUCUAGUCUCAGUGAAUUCUCCAGUAAGUGAUUAAUGGGUUUUCAGACAUACUUUGUAGCAGCAUUCAGUCUGCUAUGGGUGACAUUUGCUCCUGGUUUAAUCUUUUUCAGGUGUCUCGAAUGCUUCCUGGAGGACUGUCUGUAUUAGGAUUUUUUAUCAUUGAUGAGAAUGACGCAAAGGAUGCUGUAACCACACUUCAAUAUGUGAGAUCCUUACAAACACACUACCUGUGUACAUGAUGGAUAUACUUUCAAAGUAGUAGAUAUCAAUAUUUAUCAAAGGCUCAAAAAACAAUGAAACAGUCACACAGUUUCACAGCCAACUUAUAUUACUUCCUACAAGAAAUUUGCAUUAAAAAAUCAUAAUCAUUGCCAUUUAGAUUGAGGCAUGUGGGUAUAUUUGUAAAUUACAGGUGAGAAAAAAUUAAGCAUUGACUUUGCUCAGUCUUUUAAAAAUGAUCUCUCGUUAACAAAGUCAAUAUUUUUUGUAUUGUGUGUAUGAUAGUUAUCUAUGAUGUGUUUAAACAUUUAAUUUCCAGGAUUAUGGACCACUGAUAUAAAACUAGUGAUUGUUUUGGCACAAGGUCAUGCUUUGAUUAAAUUUAUUAUCUGGCACCAGAACUAUCAAUGGGCUGUGAUCAUCACAUAGAUUUUGGGUGUAUGCAUGCAUGUUUCUGUUUUUCUGAUUCUUGUGUAUCUACCUUCCGUUUGUAGCUGGUUUUUGCGGUAGAGAACCUUAUCUCCUCAGAGCACCUGUGUGACCUAGCAGAUGAGGACAUCACAGACCGUGUUACACUGCACAUCAACCCUAAAACCAGAAAGUAUCUUUUUUCUGAGCUCAACUAUUUGAUCAGUGACUGUAUUCACAAGUUUUCCUAGUCUAAAGGGAAGCUAAUAGUGACAAAUUCUAUGAAAAUUCUUGAAGUUAUUACAAUUUCUAAGACUUUUCCCCAAACUGAAAAACUAUAUCUUUGUAAAGAUAAAAGUUAUUCACAAAGCAAUUUUAGCCAAAGGAGAGCUCUUGAUGUGGAGUAAGAAAGACGUCUUAGGCUGUAUUGGCUGAGUGAGAUCGUGUUGGAUCGUUCCACUACGCUGGUGCAACAUAAACUGUGAUUCAUAAAAUUGCUCUAUUGAUAGUAAGUACUAAAAAAAAAAUUUACUCAUGCCAUCCAGUCGAUUUUUAGUAAUCAGUGUUUCAGUGUCGAACUUUUUCCUUUCUGCGGCGUAGUGAUACUUGCACACGCGCAAUCGAAUAUGCAAAGGGGUGAAGCGAUUUUGGUCACAUGGAACAAUAGGAGCCGAGUCUCGUUGCCAAAGUAUCAGAACAACACAAACAUGGGGACGAGUGCAUCUCGCAGCGAGACAAGCGAAGAGGAAGAAAAGAAAAGGAAGAAAAGAAAACGGCCUUCAAAAGUGCAUAAAAAAGGAACGAAACGAUGCUAUAUGCAUCUAUCAUCUGUCCAGAGUGAAGACGUUCUCGACUUUACAAGGACACAUUGGGAAACUUACAGAACUAGUAUUACAAAGUGGCUUUCUCUACAGGGUGAGACAAAGGACCUUGCAGAGACUUACAAACAUUGUGUUAAUAUCCACUUUGACAAUGUUCCUGAUGACGCUGGGUUUCACAUGACAUGCUAUCAGCGAUUUAUUUGCAAAAGGCGUUUGAGAAACAAGAAAGUGAUGCAGCCGCGGGUCAGUCAAACCCUUCAGCCAGCAUCGCCGAUGCAUCCACGUCCACAGCAUCUGAAACUCUGCGAAAGAAACUUCACUCGAGGUCAUAGGCUGUAUUGGGUCAAAAGAAAAAGUGCCUAGAAAGUGAAUUUCGUUCAACUACGCUGGUGCUACUUGUUCAAUGCAUUUUUGCAUAGACAAUACCAUUCUGGACUUUGGGUUAAAAUAUCUACUCAGACUAUCUGUCUGACUUCUGUCACCAACCAGGAAUGUACAUAUAUUUGAGUGACCCAAAAAACAAUUGUAUGGUGCUGCUGUUUUUGCUUGUAGAAACUGCUAUGUUGAUUCUGGCAAGACAAAAUCUUUCUUAUAUGUCAUAAAUACAUGUACUUAUUGGUGCCAUCGUAUAUGCAUAAGUGAAUUCAGAUUAUGAAAUGUAGCAAAUUUGUAAAUCUGUACAAGAUAGUCUUGCAGACAAACAAGAACAUCGUUCAGUCUCACAUUUGUCUUGCAACUACAGUGGACUAUCUGCAAAACACUAUCAGAGGCAGGAUUUGUAGUCAUCCAUGUCACUGCCAACUCCCCAUCCACCGACAGAUUUAUGUCGUGCCAAGCAUGUGAGAAUGCUUCAGAGGAAACAGAAAAAAGAGCUGUAUGGGAUGAUGACUCUGAUUAAUGUGAUAGUGAUGCGUAAUAUAAGCACCAUGUCACCAUGUAUAAUUUGUUUUGUUUAAAGGAUUGCUACACCGAGAUUUGAGAUUUUUAUUAUUUUUAUAUUUGUUCUACAUUUGUCUGCGUUUGUGUUUUGAUCUUUAUUUUCAUAUUCUGGAGGGAUUGAUAAAUGUCAGAUGUUUUGACACUGUGCUACUUGAAUAAAUGUUUUAUACCAUAUUUUGAAUUAAUUCAGACAUUUUGUGCAUUUAUUUUUGUCUUGUUACAUUUUUUCCAUUAUUCCAAUUUUGGGGGGCAUGGUAGCAAUUUGAUUGACUUUUACUACAUUCCGUAAUCUGAAUUCACUUAUGCGUAUACUAAGGCACCAAUAACUGUUUCAGAUGUUAAGUAGAUGUAUAUUUGAGAAAGAUUUUGUCUUGCCAGAAUCAACAUAGCAGUUUCUACAAGCAAAAACAGCAGCACCAUAUAAUUGUUUUUUGGGUUACUCACAUAUAUGUACAUUUCUGGCUGGUGACAAAAGUCAGACAGAUAGUCUGAGUAGAUAUUUUAACCCAAAGUCCAGAAUGGUAUUGUCUAUGCAAAAACACAUUGCACCAGUAGCACCAGCGUAGUUGAACGAAAUUCACUUUCUAGGCACUUUUUCCUUUGACCCAAUACAGCCUAUGACCUUGAGCGAAGUUUCUUUUGUGGAGUUUCAGAUGCCGUGGACAUGGAUGCAUCAGCCAUGCUGGCUGAAGGGUUUGACUGACCUGCGGCUGAAUCACUUUCUUGUUUCUCAAAUGCCUUUUGCAAAUAAAUCGCUGGUAGCAUGUCAUGUGAAACCCAGCGUCAUCAGGAACAUUGUCAAAGUGGAUAUCAACGCAAUGUUUAUAAGUUUCUGCAAGGUUCUUUGUCUCACCCUGUAGAGAAAGCCACUUUCUAAUACUAGUUCUGUAAGUUUCCCAACGUGUCCUUGUAAAGUUGAGAACGUCUUCACUCUGGACAGAUGAUAGAUGCAAACAGCAUUGUUUCGUUCCUUUUUUAUGUACUUUUGAAGACUGUUUUCUUUUCUUCCUUUUCUUUUCUUCCUCUUUGCUUGUCUUGCUGCUAGAUACGCUUGUCCCCAUGUUUGUGUUGUUCUGAUACUGUGGUAACGAGACUCGGCUCCUAUUGGUCCACAUGACAAAAAUCGCUUCACCCCUUUGCAUAUUCGAUUGCGCGUGUGCAAGUAUCACUACGCCGCAGAAAGGAAAUAGUUCGACACCGAAACACUGAUUACUUAAAAUCGACUGGAUGGCAUGUGUAAAUAUUUUUUUUAGUACUUACUAUCAAUAGAGCAAUUUUAUGAAUCACAGUUUAUGUUGCACCAGCAUAGUGGAACAAAAUUCACUUUCUAGGCACUUUUUCCUUUGUCCCUAUACAGCCUAUUUAAGAAGUUCAAGAGUUUCUUCUGCUGAGGAGGAAACAGCCAAAAGAGGGUGAAAAAUCACUCCAUACCAUGAACAGCCAUGAGGUAAUUUAAUGAUUCGUUUGUGCAGUGAUUAUGAUUGACGUCUAACAGCCAACUCAACAAUGCAACUGAACUGACAACAAGAUAUCUUGCAACUGGAAAAAUGGCAUUUAUCUCAAGAGUUUGCACUCACUUCACACCCUUCAGUACAUGAUGAAAGACAGAGAAAUGGAUUCCUCUGUCUCUCUUUAAAUGCACUGAUUGCAGUGUGAUACCUGAUAUGAGAACAGAUCACACGUGAUUUUAUUGACCUUAGAUCUGAUCAUGUACAGUUAUAAGGUUAAAAGAGUGAAUAGUUGACCUGCACAGUGACACCUCGGCUUGGGAAACACUGCUUGAACUUUUAGUAUGAGCAGAGGCCACAGCGUAGUGGGCAUGUGUUUUCAAACAUCAUGUAAGUUUUAUACUUUUAAGUAAGAGCCUAUACUGUAUUUAACAGAAAUAAUGAUUUCAUUAUUGAUUUGGAAAGGGUCCUAUCAGAAUUUAGGACGAGGCUAAUUGAUUUCUCCCUGUCCGUGUAUGAUUAGCAAGAGAGCAGUUUUCUCUUUUUGUGGAUCAACCAAUCACAGUAUAAAAAAAACCCCAAGUGAUACAGAGCAACGGGUCCACCUGCACCUCCUUGUUGAGAGAAAGGUCUCUACUUCACAUUUGCCCUGAGAUUGUUCUCAGAUGACUCUUAAGCCAAAACUCCUUGCUGAAAGCUUCUAAGCUAAGUUGAUAUAAGAUAAGAAUAACUUUAUUUAUCCCCCAGGGGAAAUUUGAUUAGGAGCUCUCUGAGAAGUUUCUCUGUAUGUUUUUGAAGGUUGGCACUAGUACUGUGAUACAAGAUAAAAUUCUUUAACCUUAGAAAUCAGGGUCAUCUGCAGAACAGUGGACAUCAGAGAUCAAAAGGUUGGUUCACAUCUUUAAAGCUCUCAAACCACAAACUUUUAUUUGUAGUUAAUCGAUUGUGCCUUAUCUGUAGUACUCUAAAGUUUGUCCUUGCUACUUUGACUUACUGUCUUGUUACAGAGUGCUCUGCUCAUGGUGGAUUAAGACAAGACUGCAUCUUUCUUAUAAAGUGGGGACUGAAAUUUAUCCUAUUUUGAUAUUGGAUGUCUCUAAAUACAGAAACUAGCUCUAGACCAGCUCUCUUUGUGAAGCUUCUUCAGAUCCCAUUUAUUGUAAAUUGGCGCUGUAUGACAUCAAUAAAGAUUGAUUAAAAUUGAAAAUUUCUAAGUUCCCUGAUAUUUUCCCAAACAAUUUGUUUUUAAUCCUGAAGGCUGUAUUAAAAAUGAUCUUAAUCAAAACUUGUUCUUGAUGAUCAAUUCUAAAGGUGUAGGUGAUCAAUAAUCAUUUGUCAUGUUAAUGCCAUGUUACAGAGCAUGGCCAAGCCUGCAGACUGGAGGUACCAGUCAGGUGUGUGUUCCUCUUGGAGCAAAGUGUCCUGUAGUUUAAAUGUCAGCAUGUUGGUACCAAUGCCAAACAGCCAAACCAGCACACUGAGCAUGACGAAACAACUGAAGGUAAUCUUAAUUCUAAAUGCAAACCCACAUGGAGACCAAAAAGUUUCUUUUCAGUAUUAUUAGAAAUGUCCUCACAUCAGGUCUUUGUUUCAGGAGCAGCUGAUGUUGUGGGCCAACCAGAUUGGAAAAGGAGCUUUUUUAAUUGAUGGACAAAAGUUGCCAGAGGAUGCUGAGCUCACCACUGGACAGGUUGUAUGAAUAAACUCAGUCAACAGUGAGAACACAGUUGAUUUAUUUAAAGUAUUGAUUCGAAAGUCUCAUAAAUUAUGUCUUUGAAACACUGGGCAGUUUUGAUUGAUUAUUUCUAAAUGCAUUAUGUGCAGACAUGACCACAAAAAUAGAAGAAAAGCGUGGUUUUCAUACAAACCUCUCUUCUUUUCAAAUGUACUUGUAACCCCUUUCCUCUGCAUGUCGCUAGCUGGCACUAACUUUCUCUUUACUUUGCCCAAGACUCUGCGUUGUGUUUUGAUAUGAAAUUUGGUGCUAAUGGGGGAUAAUAAUAAUAUUGUAAUAAUAAUUUUAUUUUCACAGCACUUUUAAAAACAGAGGUUUACAAAGUGCUUUGAUAGAAAGUGAUAAAGCACAAGAGCUCCAACACAAGGACUAAAAACAAAAAGCACAAAUCAAGGCCUCAGAAUUUGAAAACUAUUUUCAUCUGUCACAAGGAACCCAGACAACACAAGAACCAUACAACAUAAAAUGAGACCAUGAGGACCAAAAUAAAUGCUAAAAACCUAGAAUCAGAGUCAGAAGCCAGAAGCAUUUGACACACAAAUUCAGACUGUGGUGGAGGCCAUUGAAUUUAUUACCUUGCAGGUUCUUGCAUGUCAUAAUGGCUGCUAGAUUUAACAAGUUCACCAUCACAGGAAUCAAAGCAACACUAAAAACCAAAGGAAGACCUUAACACCAACCACAAACAUUCAACACUCUGAAAACACCUUUACAAAUAAAGAAAUAGAAGUAGUUUUUUACUCCUGAAAUGUAGUAUACUACAUUGAACAUUCAGCAAUAGAAAAAAAUCACUCAAUGUGCUGUUUUAGAGGCUUCUCUCUUGAUGAUGAAAGAGUGGCCUACUUUCUUUCUAACAUCCCACUGUUACAAGACUUUCUAAACCAUAAGGUUGAAUGAGCAUAGUAUGAAGCACUAUGAGCACGUGAUGUGAGAAACUUUAGACAUCAGCAGUCAUGUGGUAUUUUGACUUAGAUUCAAGCUCUGACACUUAAGACUGCAGCUCGGCUGUUUACUAGCCUUCAGUGUCAUAUGCCCAUCCCUACAAAAUGAUCCAAAAAGCCUGAUUUUUCAAAUAAUUAUAUAUUUCCUCUGGGGGGAAUUUCCCCAACCUGUUUAAAAUUGCAGUGGCUAAUAUGAGAGAUCUGAACAUGUAGUUACAUAUUGUGUGUAAUUAAUUAUCUGCAUCUUGAUAAUUACUGCUUCAUUUCCCAUAGAAAAGAAGUGUGACUCAGGCCUUCACUGCUCAGCUGCUCGUCACUCCAGUAAGACACACAAACAUGUUACAGUUUUUCCUUGUAUAGCUUCUACAACUUUCAAUGAACAGAAUUCAGUCAUAUAGUGGGACCACUAUACACAGACAUGGGGUUUUAGUGCAGUGCAAACUGUAACACUGGAGUCAGGGCCUUAGCUAAAGAUAAAGUUGCACACCUCUUCUUUUGGAGCCAAAUUCUUGGAGAGCUGGCAAACAUAGACUUGUAGUUGCAGUAAACUCAGAACAUCUAGAUAAGGUCCCUGUCUGUGAGAUUGUAAAUCCCCUUGCUGGUGGUUGUCAUGCCACAACCCCUUUGAUCUGAAAUAAGCCAUAUGAGGUGGUUCAGGCAUCUGAUAAGGAUGGUUCUUCUCUAAAAAUAGGGGGGGGGAGUCAUCCAGACAGUUAGACACAUAGACAUGUUUUAGUUGCUAAGCAGUUUUCUUACUGCUUGUUUUUUUAAAGUAUGAAAAGUUUUCUCUAAGUUUUAAAGAGGUUUUAAGUGAAGCAAAUUUGUGUGAUGGAGAUGCCAAACCAUAGGUAAUCAUUUCUAGAAAUUGUUUUUAAUUACCGUGAUCUCAAAAUGCUUGAAAAAAAAUCAUGUUUUUUUUUUUUUUUCCAUAACUAAGCAGCCCCAGUGUUUAUGUGUGUAUGUGACAAAAUAUAUAUGUGUUUGGCCAAUAUUUACAAGGUGAAUUCUGCUUUAGGAUUAAAAAAUGUGGGCACACUGCCAAACUGCGAAAACUGUUAAAAAACUGACACCUGUUCUCCAUGAAAGAACAACUUGUUUGUUUGUUUGGUCUUUUAGGACAAGAGGACAACAGAUGUGGUCCAGCAGUGUGAAGGCAGUAUCUCAGUCAGAGGAGCCAUUCAUGGCACAGCGUUUCUACACAGCAACAAACCAAAGGCCAGACUAGCUGAAAAGGUAAUUGUUUAACUGGGUUUGUCAUACUAAAGUACAUUAAAGGAACAUCCAUUGAUUUGUUUUGAAAUAUUUUUGAUGGAUAGCUGCUGAAGAAGGAUGUGGUUUCUACGGUGUUUACAAGAAUUCAGAUGCUGCUAGAGGAGCUGCAAAUAUCAGAGGAAGAGGGCAGUGACAGCAGCAGGGACAGAAACAAAACAGGUACACAAACACACGUAAAAAAAAAAAAAGAAAGAAAGCUCUCGUUAAUCUUCAAGUUUUUCCAUCAAUCUUAGAUACACCAACCCAAAAGGAAAUAAAAACAUAGUUAAUCAGUGCUUAAAAAUCCUUCACUAACUGUCCUGGAAAAAAAAUUAAAAUGCAUUGGAUUUAUGCGCCUACAAUGAUGUUAAAACUUUUAAGCUACUUUUAAAAUUGUCUUGAUUCAACUAAUAGUUUAUUGUAAACUUAACAAAUUCAGGUCUUGGUUUUGUGUUAAACCUCAAAUUUGAGCAGUUCCUAGCAGUGUCUUUUUGAUAUCUAAGGCUUGAAAUAUUGAAGUUUAAGUCUCUUUGUAAUCCUUAAUAACAACUAAAUAUUCGGCUGCUCUUUUCACUUUACCUUCAUUUCUUUAUGUACCUUUUUUUCAGAUCUCUUCUACCUUCCUUGUCGUGUCUACUGUCCAUUAAAAUUGGCGGGGCCUGUGUGUGUUUGUGACUACCAGUUCUCUGAUGAAGGUUUGUCUGAGGUGACUGACAGGCUCAAGGAGAUGCUGGAUAUCGAUGUUGCAGUGGAAGACUUGGAUCACACACAUGAAACACUUGCUAAGGUCAAGGAAAGAGACGUUAUUGCAGGUAAGGUAAUAGUGUUUGUGUGCAAAUUCUCUCUUCUUGUUUUAAUGUUUCAGUUUCAAAUUUUUUAAUCAUAGCACUGGGACAGAUCUACCAGUUUUUGCACCUUUUUCAUCAUGUGAUCAGUGGCGGCCGGCCCAUAGGGGGCACUGGGGUGCCGCCCUCCCUGAAAAAAUGAGGGGAAAUAUGUUUCUAGAAAUAGAUUUUUACAGUAAAGAUAUUUUACAAACUAUUGUGGGGCCACUUGCAAUCCUAAUCAUUAAAACGACAUUUCCCACCUGAUGUUAUUUAUUUACCAUCGAAUUUCCACUGACAGACUCGUAUAGAUUCUUUCACGGGCCGCUCAGUCAGAUCGCCCCAGCACUGCGACCAAAUAACCAAUUGUGUACAGUUGCCAGGUAAAUUUAAUAAAUAUUUGGCCAAUCAGCAUAGCAGAAAUUUAUGGUCUUGGGGCACUGAAAUAUCACCCUUGCGAUAAGUCACGAGAUUUUUAGGGGCGGGUUAAGGAGAAACAAAAAAAAAAAGAGGAGCCUGUGCGUGCACCCAAUUAAGCUAGCGCAGUGGUUACGGUGAUGGCGAACUUAACGAGCGAAGAGCAGCUUUUCCACCAAAUUUGGUGUGAUUGUUAUUGGUGUACCCAUUUGCUAGACGGACAACGGAGGAGAAAUUUCGGGUGAGGGAGCUUGGACUUGGUUCAAGCGCAAGUCAUGGUUGACAGGAUGUGGAACAGCAAAUGUGAGACACUACAUAAAAGCCAGACUAAAAAGAAAGCUAACAGACAAUGCUGCAAUGUUAGAAAUCAAUAACUUUUAACCUAUUUAAACUGGGACAGAAUGCACACAUUUCAGCCUUUCAAGCCGGGAGCACGGCUGAGCAUUACUACCCUUUAAGUCAGGAGCACGGAUACGUCAUUUUGUGACAUUCUGUAGUUUUUUAAUCAUUUCUGGAGUUGUGGCGAAUCUAAAAACUCAGUAAAGUUCAUAUAAAGUUUAUAUAAUUUAAAAAUUCAUCGAGAAGUUCAUCCAAAAAGAACUCUGGUUACCACUCUCAUUGAAACCAUGCUUUUUUUUUUGACACUACCUCAUAAAAGAAUCAGAGUAGAGAAUCGUUAGGAACCGGAAUCGAAACAAGGAAUCAGAACCAGAAUCAUUCGAAUUCAAACGAUGCCCAACCCUAGUUAUGACAGUGAGUAAAUGAUGAUCGGAAUGAUCAGUGUCAUGGCAGACAGAACAAGGCAUUCGUGCAGACCACUGAACUGGGGGUGUCGUGGGCCAGGUCUGCUUGAACACGGCUGCAGGUGUCUGGAGAAGUUCUUGUUCUGUAUGUGCGUACAAGUGUGAUGGAUAAUGUAUGUCUUCUGAUGCAACUGAGGCCUGUCGAAAGAUGAAUUUCUGUCACUUUUUUAUGUCAGACAAUAAACUUCUUCUAUUCUUCUUCUUUUCUCUUUAACGUGCCGAUGAGGUACUCCAGGGUAGCUGGGUCUGAGCUCUGUUUCUGUUGUGGGCUAGGUACUUCAGAAGUUGCAGUAGACAGUGAGACAGCAACAUGGGGAAUGUUUACUGAAACCCUUUCUUUGGGGUCCUGCUGACCACUGACAACUUGCCAGAAUGGUACUCGCUUAGAAUAUCUUAAACCUCACAAGCAGUCAACUUGUCUAUUGUUUUAGAGCAAAAAGUCACAUCAAGCUCAGUAGAGUAGAGUCAGUAGAGGGGCAGUCUCUGAUGAACAUGCAUGUGACCUCAGUACCUGGACAUUCUUACCCUGUUCUUGCAGACACUCAGUGGCAAGAUCAAGAGCACGAUUCAGCCUGAGCCAGUUGUUAAAUGCAUCCUCACAUUUUUCAGGCAGAGUGGUGUAGAAGACUGGUGAUGGAAAAAGUGAACAUAGGGCAGAAUCAAAGUGCUUCCAUAGGCGGCGGUAUAUAGCUUCAGGGUUGUUGUGAGAGAUAUCAAUAAUACUAUUUCUAUAUUGUUUCUUCCCAAAUUUGAGAACACCCUUGGCUUUGCCUCAGAGAUGAACAAGAAUUUCCUCUGCCUGCUCCUCGGGUCCCAAUUUCCGUUUUGUUUUUCCUCGUGAGGUCUACCCACUAGCGCCCUGAAACAGGGUCUGCAUUCUUCUCUGAAGCAGGGGGAUUCAUUAGCUUUCUGUGGGGCACAUACUGAAUGUGGGAGGCAUCAUAAGAACGUGAAGCUGACAAGUCAUCAUUGGCUGGUGAGGAAGCAGGUAUUUCAUACAGGGGUACUGGCAGACGGACUAAGAUGGGUAAUGAUGUUCUGUGUCAGCUGCUGACCCGCUUUUUGUAUUAAAGACCAUAACUGACUAGCAAUGUCUGCAGCAGUUGGAGUGGGACCAAACAAAGGAAAUUACUAUAACAGUCAAAUCAGGUCUUCCACUAGCAAAAUGGCAGCUGGUUCUGAGCGAUAUAUUAAACAGAGUAAAAUUCACACUCUCAAUGCUUCACUGGUAAAUAAUAUCACUUUAACUACACACCUACCUGCUCCCCAUACAGAGGUGAAACCAACAGCAGCAGAAAAGCAGUCCCUGAUCAGCUGAGGAUUCACAGUCUUGAAGAGUCAACAGGCCAUGACUGCUAUUAUGCUCUGCUUGUUGAUUAAAAACACUUCCAGGAGACAGGAUGGAUGGAGCAUUCUCAUUUGUUUAUUCUGCAACAUAGGAUGAUGAAAUAACCAUAGCUGCUCAGUUUCUUUCACUGAAAAUAUUCUACCUUGUAGACUCAAUUUCACAUUUAGUAAACUACAAAACCCAAUUCCAUUGAAGUUGGGAAAUUGUGAUAAACGUAAAUAAAAACAAUACAAUGAUUUGAAAAUCCUUUUUAACCUAUAUUCAAUUGAAUACACAACAAAGAUAAGAUAUUUAAUGUUCAAACUCAAACAAUUUUUUUUUGCAAACAUUUUUUUGCAAAUAUUAACUAACUUUAGAAUUUGAUGGCAGCAACACAUGACAAAGAAGUUGUGAAAGGUGGCAAAAAAUACUGAGAAAUUUGAGGAAUGGUCACAUGACAGGGGUCGUGUUAACGACCCUCAAGGGGGAACACCUGGAGAUGGGUUUCCAUGACCCAUUCUUUCCAACUCCUCCUUGUCUGUCCCCUCCUCCAGUAAGAUAAGUAUCUGCUCCUCACACAAGCAAUAAUUAGAACUGAAGAAGCUUCUUGGAUAAGGGGUGAAAUGUCUUCUCAACUCUACACUGUCCAGUUGCCUGAUUUUGGAGUCUUCAAGAAAACCAUGACCUGGAUGAAUGAGAAUCUACAUGGACAUAUUGGAUCACACUUUGGGUUGGAUACCCUUCAGCUGGUCCGGGAGCACGAGAAAACUUGCAGGAAGAUGGAGGAUUACAGAAACCACCUCCGCUUUAGCAGACAGCAAGGACUUGUUCCCAAAAGGCUACGCUUGUUUUCCACUGUUAAAGGGCACAGGGCAGACAGCAUCCUUUCCAGGACACAGAAGCAGCUCCUCAAUGAAACGAUUAGGCAGGUCAAUUUCAUUAUGGAUGCCUUACAAGCUAAAAUAAAUCACACCAAGGAGACACUGGCAUCCCAACUUCCAGAGGACAUCCUCAACAAAGUCUACAACUUUGUUUACAAGGCUCAGACCUCUCAACAUAACAAAGGAGAGGAAAGACAAACACAGAAAUUUGACAGACUACUUUCCCAGCACUCAGAGAGCCCAUCAGAACUUGCUUGGAGGGACAAAACUGACAGCCACACAGACACCAACAUGCAAGAAAAGUGGGUGAAGAAUUUGUCAGAGUUCUCACUCAGCCGGAAAAGGAAGUCCUUUACAAAGGAUUACAUUUUGCAUUUACCCCAGAACAGAUCCCGGUGGUAGACCUUAUCACAGCCAUGGAGUCAGCUAUCCGUAACAACAAUCUGAUGGUUACAGAGGCAGAGCAACUUAGGUUGAAGGUAACAGCUGCUCUCUCGAAUGCCAAAACACCUCCUUCCAACCUGACCAUGCAGGAAAGAAGAGCCUUGGCAUCAUUGCUAAAAGUUGAAAACAUCACCAUCGUGCCUGCAGAUAAGGGGAGAUGCACUGUUGUACUCAACACCAGGGAUUACCAUGACAAGGUAACAACUCUUCUCAGUGACACUGCCACUUAUGAAACUCUAAAACAGGACCCCACCAACAGCUACAAAAAGAAAGUUAUCUGCGUACUUCAACAGCUGGAAAAGGAUGGAGUUAUUGACCACCCACUCUAUUACCGGCUAUACCCAGGGUAAGCAGUCCUGUGCAUUUAUGGAUUACCUAAAAUACACAAGGAAGGGGCCCCCCUUAGACCCAUCAGCAGCAGCAUCAACUCAGCCACAUACAAAGUGGCAAAACAUUUGGCCACCAUCCUAGCUCCUCUUGUCGGCCACACCACUCACAACAUCAAAAACCCACAGGACUUUGCCAAGAAAAUCAAGGACAUCAGGCUGGGCCCAGAUGAAACCAUGGUUUCCUAUGAUGUGACAUCACUUUUCACGAGUAUUCCGACAACAGAGGCAGUCCAAGCAGUAAGACAACGCUUCUUACAGGACAGCACACUGGAGGUCAGAACCAACUGAACCCCCGACCACAUCUGCUCCUUAUUUGAUUCCUGCCUCAGCACCACCUAUUUCCAGUUCAGAGAGCGCCAUUACAGACAGAAACAUGGAUGCGCUAUGGGCUCCCUGGUUUCUCCAGUAGUGGCAAACCUGUACAUGGAAGAGGUAGAGAGGAAGGCCCUAACCUCCUUCAAAGGAGCAGCACCUAGCCACUGGUUCAGAUAUGUAGAUGACACCUGGGUUAAGAUCAAAACACAUGAAGUAGAGGCCUUCAAAGACUAUAUCGACACUGUGGACAGCAACAUCAAGUUCACCCGUGAAGAUGUCAGGGAGAACAUUUGGGCCUUUUUUUAGAUUGUGCUUUACACUUGGAGGCAGAUGGGUGUCUCAACGUUGAAGUGUACAGGAAACCCGCACACACGGAUCAAUAUUUACUUUUUGAUUCCCACCAUCCUCUGCAGCACAAACUGGGUGUUCUCAGAACACUCAACCACCGGGCUGAGAACAUUCCCAUGAAGAAAGAAGGUAAGGAAAAGGAACAGAAGAACAUCAAAAAUGCCCUGACAACCUGUGGAUAUCCAAAGUGGGCCUUUGUGAAGAACAGAAAGAGAAAUAACACUGAACAUGAAAGGGAGGAGAAACGCAAGAGCACUGUAAUCCCUUAUGUUGCAGGCCUGUCAGAAAAAUUCAAGAGGAUCUUUGGCAAACACCAUAUUCCUGUUCAUUUCAAGCCUGGCAACACACUAAGGCAGAAGCUAGUCCAUCCCAAGGACAAAACACUGAGACAUAAACAGAGUAAUGUGGUGUAUGCUGUCCAGUGCAGCGAGGAAUGCUCAGACCUGUACAUUGGGGAAACUAAACAACAGCAACAGCAUGGCUCAACACAGGAGAGCCACUUCCUCAGGUCAGGACUGAGCUGUCCACCUUCACUUAAAGGACACAGGUCACUCUUUCGAGGACAGCAAUGUAAAGGUGUUAGCUGGAGAAGACAGAGGGUUUGAAUGAGGAGUUAAAGAAACCAUCUUUACCAGACUGGAGAAACCUUCUCUGAACAGAGAACUCAGGCACAAUCUCUCCGGCACUUACAAUGCAGUUCUCAGCUCUCUCCCCAGGAAGCUCCACAAACAUUCACACCUUCCCCCCUUCUUGAGUUGGAGUCUUCAAGAAAACCAUGACCUGGAUGAAUGAGAAUCUACAUGGACAUAUUGGUCAUCAAACACCUAUUUGGAACAUCCCACAGGUGAGCAGGCUAAUUGGGAACAGGUGGGUUUCAAAAUUGGGUAUAAAAGCAGCUUCCCCAAAAUAUCUCAGUCAUUCACAAGCAAGGAUGGGGCGAGGUUCACCACUUUGUGAACAACUGCGUGAGCAAAUAGUUGAACAGUUUAAGAGCAAUGUUUCUCAAAGUACAAUUGCUAGUAACAGGGAUUUAAACAUCUACGGUUUAUAAUAUCAUCAAAAGGUUCAGAGAAUCUGGAGAAAUCACUGCAGGUAAGCGGCCAGGAAACCAACAUUGAAUGGCUGUGACCUUCGAUCCCUCAGGCGGCACUGUAUCAAAAACGGACAUCAGUAUAUCACCACAUGGGCUCAGGAACACUUCAGAAAACCACUGUCAGUAAAUACAGUUGGUCGCUACAUCUCUAAGUGCAAGUUAAAACUCUGCUAUGCAAAGCCAAAGCCAUUUAUCAACAACAUCCAGAAACGCGGCUCUGGGCCUGAGCUUAUCUAAGAUGGACUGAUGCAAAGUGGGAAAGUGUUCUGUGGCCUGACGAGUCCACAUUUUAAAAUUGUUUUUGGAAAUAGUGGACGUCAUGUCCUCCAGGCCCAACAGGAUAACUGUUGACUGUUAUCGACACAAAGUUCAAAAGCCAGCAUCUGUGAUGAUAUGGGGGUGCAUUAGUGCCCAAGGCAUGGGUGACUUACACAUCUGUGAAGGCAACAUUAAUGCUGAAAGGUACAUACAGGUUUUGGAGCAACAUAUGCUGCCAAUCUAGCAAUGUCUUUUUCAUUGACGCCCCUGUUUAUGUUCAGCAAGACAAUGCCAAGCCACAUUCUGCACGGGAUACAACAGCGUGGCUUCGUUAAAGAGUAAAAGAGUGCGGGUACUCAACUGGCCUGCCUGCAGUCCAGACCUGUCUCCCAUUGAAAAUUUGUGGCGCAUUAUGAAGUGUAAAAUACUACAACAGAGAUCCCUGGACUGUUGAACAACUGAAGCUGUACAUCAAGCAAGAAGGGGAAAGAAUUCCACCUUCAAAGCUUCAACAAUUAGUCUCCUCAGUUCCCAAACGUUUAUUGAGUGUUGUUAAAAGGAAAGGUGAUGUAACACAGUGGUAAACAUGCCCCUGUCCCAACUUCUUUGGCAUGUGUUGCAGCCAUGAAAUUUUGAGUUUGAACAUUACAUAUCUUGUCUUCGUAGUGUAUUCAAUUGAAUAUACACUCACCGGCCACUUUAUUAGGUACACCUGUCCAACUGCUCGUUAACACUAAAUUUCUAAUCAGCCAAUCACAUGGCGGCAACUUAGUGCAUUUAGGCAUGUAGACAUGGUCAAGACAAUCUCCUGCAGUUCAAACCGAGCAUCAGUAUGGGGAAGAAAGGUGAUUUGAGUGACUUUGAACGUGGCAUGGUUGUUGGUGCCAGAAGGGCUGGUCUGAGUAUUUCAGAAACUGCUGAUCUACUGGGAUUUUCGCGCACCACCAUCUCUAGGGUUUACAGAGAAUGGUCCGAAAAAGAAAAAAUAUCCAGUGAGCGGCAGUUCUGUGGGCGGAAAUGCCUUGUUGAUGCCAGAGGUCAGAGGAGAAUGGCCAGACUGGUUCGAGCUGAUAGAAAGGCAACAGUGACUCAAAUAACCACCCGUUACAACCAAGGUAGGCAGAAGAGCAUCUCUGAACGCACAGUACGUCAAACUUUGAGGCAGAUGGGCUACAGCAGCAGAAGACCACGCCGGGUGCCACUCCUUUCAGCUAAGAACAGGAAACUGAGGCUACAAUUUGCACAAGCUCAUCGAAAUUGGACAGUAGAAGAUUGGAAAAACGUUGCCUGGUCUGAUGAGUCUCGAUUUCUGCUGCGACAUUCGGAUGGUAGGGUCAGAAUUUGGCGUCAACAACAUGAAAGCAUGGAUCCAUCCUGCCUUAUAUCAACGGUUCAGGCUGGUGGUGGUGGUGUCAUGGUGUGGGGAAUAUUUUCUUGGCACUCUUUGGGCCCCUUGGUACCAAUUGAGCAUCGUUGCAACGCCACAGCCUACCUGAGUAUUGUUGCUGACCAUGUCCAUCCCUUUAUGACCACAAUGUACCCAACUUCUGAUGGCUACUUUCAGCAGGAUAAUGCGCCAUGUCAUAAAGCUGGAAUCAUCUCAGACUGGUUUCUUGAACAUGACAAUGAGUUCACUGUACUCAAAUGGCCUCCACAGUCACCAGAUCUCAAUCCAAUAGAGCAUCUUUGGGAUGUGGUGGAACGGGAGAUUCGCAUCAUGGAUGUGCAGCCGACAAAUCUGCGGCAACUGUGUGAUGCCAUCAUGUCAAUAUGGACCAAGCUCUCUGAGGAAUGCUUCCAGCACCUUGUUGAAUCUAUGCCACGAAGAAUUGAGGCAGUUCUGAAGGCAAAAGGGGGUCCAACCCGUUACUAGCAUGGUGUACCUAAUAAAGUGGCCGGUGAGUGUAGGUUGAAAAGGAUUUGCAAAUCAUUGUAUUCUGUUUUUAUUUACAUUUAUCACAAUUUCCCAACUUCAAUGGAAUUGGGUUUUGUAAAAUGAACAUUGUGUUGUCUCAUAAAAUUUAAAUGGCUAGACAGAUAAAUUAAGAAAACCCAGCUCUCAAUUUUCACUUAACACUGAAUGGUACACACAAUAUCAAUGAACAUUUCAAUAUAACAUACCUGCAGCAUAGGAAGAUAAAAGGACCACAGCUGCUCACUUUCUUUAAAAGUUGAUCAGAUGUUGGCUCUCGCAUUAACUACAGAGUCGCACAUCAGUAGAAGUAUAGUACUGCAACUCCAACUACAAACGUGUCAGAUCAGAAUCACUACAUGUGAUGAAAUAUCGUAGUUUUAACACUUUUUUUUUGACUGCACUAUUACACACAUACUGAUGAAAAUUUGACUGAGCAAAAAGGAGGCCACCUACUCCCAGCAGAGCUAUCACAGGCUGUGUUAAACCAUUUAACACACAGCAUUAACAACAGCGCUAACUUGUGGGAGUUAGUGCUAACUAGCAUUUUAAAAAUAAAAUCUUACCAUAGAAAAUAAAAAAAAACAGUGGUUGUGUCCCAAAUUUCAUAGGAAUUUAACCCAUUUACACUGUAUAUACCAGUGGCAGCUGCUGGUCUUUUAAGGAGGGUAAGCUUAUUUUUUUCCCGGCCUCCAUCAUAAAUGUGUUCGUUUAUUUAUAUGUAAAUUCUACCCUCCGUUUCUUUUCCAGAAAAUUAUCUGUGACCCUGUGACCAACUAGGCAUCUUUUCCAGGGACUUGACCAGUGUCCUUUCAAUGGCCAACAAAGCUAGGUUGCUUAAACCACCUUGGCCCAUUGUGUUGCGGGUCUAGGACUUAAGCCUCUAUAAACAGGAGAAGCUCCUCUCUACACCUGCAGAAGAGAGUCACCAAACACAAUGCUAGUCAUUUUUGACAAAGACAAAGUCACUGGGGAUCGAUAAACUCUCCGGAUCAGUUCAGAUCAACAGAAUGAAAAACUUAGAAAAUGCUCCUGUGGAUGUUAAUACUUCAAGAUGGGUGAUUCGCUCAUUUCGCUGUCAAUCAAAAAGAGAUUUGGCCUCAGAAAGAUCAUCCAAUCAUCAUGCAGAAGUAGAGCGUCCGGGCCAGCCCACUGCCCCAUAGACACCCAUAGACGUUUGCGUCCAAUGGGCGGGGCAAAGCCCAGCAUUUAUCCAGUCACCGUCCAGUUUCGCGCAGUGGGACAACCCACGCUAUACUUCACCACUGAAGUCAGUAGACGCUCAGCGUGCGACUGUGUGAAGCACUGUGGGGAUAAAUGACAGGGAAGUCAUGACAUAAGUAUCUGAUUCUUAACAAAAGAUGAAUGUGUUCGAGAACAUAUUUUGUCGAUGAAAUGUACACACAGCAGUUAAUAUGUCACCACUUUUUUUUUCUAAACAGGAAACUGAGCUUCCCUUGCAGUCUUAGAGCAAAGGCAUAUACUACAUAUACCCACAAUCUGUAUCAUUCCUUCAUUUGAUUUUCAAAACAAAACAGAAAGUGAAAAAAUGAGAGAAUUAAUUGUUUUCUAAAACGAAAUGAACCUUCUGACUGACAUUUCAGAACACCUCUGCACCUUUGCCUCCUGCUGCGUGGUGGAAAUCUCUUCAUGAGUUAUGCCAUCUUGAAAAAAGUGCCAUAAGAGCGCUUAAUAAUUCUCAAGUCCAGCCAUAAUGCCAAAGCCCAUUUUUUGUUCACCUCUGGGUCACGAAACUUUCUACAGAUGAAAAAGUUUAAAUCAGAUAGAGCUGUUGCUAUUCAUUUGUCCCAUUUUCAUUUGAGCUGAAGAAAACGGAAAUCAGAAAAUGAGCCACUUUUUCAUUUUUGUUUAGAGAAAAGGAUUAAGAAAAUCAUUCUUUUUCUUGUUUUUUCUUUUUCUUUUUUUUUUUUUAAACUGAGGAAACUGAGCUUCCCUUGCAGUCUUAGAGCAAAGGCAUAUACUGGUGUAUACCCACAAUCUGUGUAUCAUUCGUUUGCAAAUGAUAAUAAACUCAGAAUUUCAUGGCUGCAACACAUGCCAAAGUAGUUGGGACAGGGGCAUGUUUACCUCUGUGUUACAUCACCUUUCCUUUUAACAACACUCAAUAAAUGUUUAGGAACUGAGGAGACUAAUUGUUGAAGCUUUGAAGGUGGAAUUCUUUCCCGUUCUUGCUUGAUGUACAGCUUCAGUUGUUCAACAGUCUGGGGUCUCUGUUAUCGUAUUUUACCCUUCAUAAUGCGCCACAAAUUUUCAAUGGGAGACAGGUCUGGACUACAGACAGGCCAGUUGAGUACCCGCUCUCUUUUUCUACGAAGCCAUGCUGUUGUAACACGUGCAGAAUGCGGCUUGGCAUUGUCUUGCUGAAAUAAGCAGGGGCAUCCAUGAAAAAGACUUUGCUUGGAUGGCUGCAUAUGUUGCUCCAAAACCUGUAUGUACCUGUCAGCAUUAAUGUUGCACUAAUGCACCCCCAUAUCAUCACAGAUGCUGGCUAUUGAACUUUGCGUCGAUAAUAGUCCGGAUUGUUCUUUUCCUUUUUGGCCCAGAGGACACAACGUCCACUAUUUUCAAAAACAAUUUGAAAUGUUGACUCGUCGGGCCACAGAACACUUUUCCACUUUGCAUCAGUCCAUCUUAGAUGAGCUCAGGCCCAGAGAAGCCAGGGGCGUUUCUGGAUGUUGUUGAUAAAUGGCUUUGGCUUUGCACAGUAGAGUUUUAACUUGCACUUCGAGGUGUAGCCACAAACUGUAUUUACUGACAGUGAUUUUCUGAAGUGUUCCUGAGCCCAUGCGGUGAUAUCUUUUACACAUUGAUAACAUUUUUUUGUUACAGUGCCAAAGGAUUGAAGGUCACAGGCAUUCAUUGUUGGUUUCUGUCUGUGCUGCUUACCUGUAGUGAUUUGUCCAGAUUCUCUAAACCUUUUGAUGAUAUUAUGGACCGUAGAUGUUGAAAUCCCUUAAUUCCUUGCAAUUGUACUUUAAGAAAUGUUGUUCUUAAACUGUUUUAAUAUUUGCUCACGCAGUUGUUCACAAAGUGGUGAACCUUGCCCAUCCUUGCUUGUGAAUGAGCAAGCAAUUUUUGGGGAAGCUUCUUUUAUACCCAAUCAUGGCACCCACCUGUUCCCAAUUAGCCUGCUCACCUGUGGGAUGUUCCAAAUAGGUGUUUGAUGGCCAUUCCUAAAAUUUCUCAGUAUUUUUUGCCACCUUUCCCAACUUCUUUGGCACGUCUUGCAGCCAUGAAAUUCUAAGUUAUUUAUUAUUUGCAAAAAAAAAAAAAGUUGAUAAGUUUGAACAUGAAAUAUCUUGUCUUCGUAGAGUAUUCAGUUGAAUAUAGGUUGAAAAGGAUUUUGCAAUCCUGGUAUUCUGUUUUUAUUUACGUUUAUCACAAUUUCCCAACUUCAAUUGAAUUGGGUUUUGUAUGAUAGAUUCCCAAUGUAGCAGACAGGCAGGAAAUGCUUUCAAGAUUUAAUUAGACGCUUAGCAGAGUCAACACUGGGUUGUGUCUCGUCUGUCGUGUAAUAAAGCGUGGACUUCUUUGGAGAAUUUUUUCUCAAUUUUUAAUGAUUUUAAGAGCUUUUAGUGUCUGUUAUUUUGCUAUGGUGUACUGUGUAAGUUUAAAAUGGCAGUUGGUUGUCCUGGACUUGCUGUUGUAUUUAACCGAUCAGCAUCCACUUACUUAUCAUAGUGCACUUAAGUCACUGAAAUAUGUUACCAACAAAGAUUUUUAGUGUUGUUAUUUUCCUUAAUCUUUAAGUUUUCUGUAUCUUUUACUUGAAACAAUUGACAGACUGAACUUGAACUUCAAACCUUGGUAACCUUUGAUAGUUUUAAAUCUUUAAUAAAACAGACUUGCAACUGUUUUAACUGGUGCUCUGUCAUUGCUAAUGUGAGGAAUGUAUCUAUGUUUUUUAGUGUUCCCUUUUAUUUUGUCUGAAACUAUGUUAGCGGUCGUUCUUGGCCAGGUCUCCUUUGAAAAAUAGGUCUCAGAUCCCAAUAAGACUAACCUGGCUAAAUAAAGAUUGAAUAAAUACAAAAUAAUAAUCCAAGUCCAACUGAAACUUAGAAUGCACAAUUUCUGCAUCUCCUGAAGAUUAAAUAUGUUUAUUGAGGAUAUUUUAAUUCAAAAAUAGUCUAACUGUCUUAACUGUCUUUACUUCUCUUUGGUCGUACUACAUCAUUGCUAUGCCUCUUGGUAAAUUCUGUGUAGCCUGACUUUUCUAGGUUUGUGAAAUGGUUUUGUAAAUUAUAUAAACUUGUUUUAAAUUGUGUGUUUGCAGAGCCAGCUGUAGGAACCACUGAAGUGCAGAAGCCCAACAGGAACAAUUUCCUCGGUAAAAAUUACCCCCCUAAGAUCAACAUUUAAUAAGAUUGUCUUAACAUUGAUAUAAUAGACAUGAAAGUGAAUAGUUGAUAUCUGUUAUCUCUAAAGGGUUUGCCUUGCUUGUGAGAGGUGGCAGAAUAUAAUGAGAGUUCUUUGGUAAAAUGUCCUCCUUCAUAAAACAUGCAGGGUAAUGCUUUCCUCAGAUCAUAGUUGUGUUUGAUGUAUUCCAACACCAGAGUGUCAGCCAUCAGGAUUGGGGCCUAACCUGGCAGUAUGUGACUAGGACUACACAAGUGUAAUACACCAGUCAUACCUGAUAAGAUGUUGUGUUAGCAUCCAAACCAGAAAAUAACUCAUAUUUGUGAACUAAUGCUCUGAUUCCUUUGUUUUAUAGGUGUUGCCAUGGCGACUGCGAUUGCCCUUCUUGCCACAGCUGCCUCAAUGCUUUAUCUCAGUGAAGUGUAAUACACUCAUGAAAUAAAUUUCUAAAAAAGUGUCUCUUGGUCAAAUCAGAAAUGG